Molecule: messenger RNA, 396 nt
Organism: Lachnellula hyalina
Lineage: Eukaryota; Fungi; Ascomycota; Leotiomycetes; Helotiales; Lachnaceae
Gene: RNF1
Product: Guanyl-specific ribonuclease F1
Exons: 2
Coding region: 1-396 (131 amino acids)
Molecular function (GO): RNA nuclease activity; RNA binding
Source: RefSeq, a predicted model, not a curated record
AUGAUCAUCGGUCUCAAAUCCCUCCUCCCUCUCUUCCUACUCCUCUCCACCUCCACUUCUCUACCUACUCUCGAAGAGCGUGGAUCUACCACCUGCGGCUCAACCUAUUAUACCGCAAGUAAGGUCAGUGCCGCUUCCUCGAAGGGGUACGCAGACUACGAAUCUGGCUCGGAACCCGGUGGCUAUCCACACACAUACCACAAUUACGAGGGCUUCGAUUUCCCAGUUGAUGGGCCAUACCAAGAAUUCCCUCUCUUGUCCAGUGGAAGCGUAUACACUGGUGGAAGUCCUGGAGCUGAUCGUGUUAUCUUUACAACGUCUGGCGAGCUCGCGGGUGAGAUCACGCACACCGGUGCUAGUGGGGACGAUUUUGUUGGAUGUUCAGGAACAAGUUAA